UACUGUAAAAAAAUAAACUAUGCAAUAUUUUUUUUUUUACAUUUUACAGAAAAUUCACUGUUUAUUUACUUGAUUCAAGUUCUAUAUAUUUGGUUAUAUUUAUUUAUGAAAGAGUUAAUGGUUAACAUAAGCCUAAAUAACAUUUAUUUGUCAUAAAAGUUGGAUAAUGACAUUUUGGUAACCAUUGGUGGUACGCCAAUGACUCUGGUACAGAAGGUCAGGGUUCGAUUCCAGGUCAUCCCAAUGUGGGCCCUUAGGCAAGGUCCUUAUUGAUACCUGCCUCGAUGAUUGUAAGUCGCUUUGGACAAAAAGCGUCAGCAAACGAAUGUAAUAAUUCUAUAUUAUAUGUAAUAUAUAAUAUUGGCCAAAGUUUCUGUAUCGAAAAUCUUGUACUCCCCAAUAGCCACCAAAAGCGCAUCGGUCGGGCCCUGGAAGUAUAUUGAGCGGGAGCGGUGGAGCCCUUUGCAAGGAGGGUGUCUUGGCUGUUUGGUGCACAUUCCAACCCAGUCCAGAAUCCAGUGCCACGUGUUGUUGUUGUUCAUUGAGCUGAAAGGGAUCUUGGAGCAGACUUUGCUGGAGGACCUGCCAAGAACAUGUCCCACGACAGCUCAACCAACGUGAAGCAGACGGUGGUCGUCAUGGCCACGGCGGAAGAAUGGUCAUCUUUUAAAUCUCUGCUGCAGGACAGCUCCGGGGACGAACGCCACCAGGUAACGUUCAGUUCCCUGGGAUCGAUCCAAGUCUGCAACUUAGCGGUGCGCGGUCGCUUGAUCGACAUACACUAUGCAGAUUUAAAAGAGGACAUGGCACAGGAGGGCGUCAGCCGUGCAAUAAAUGGCUGCUUCAAGUCUUGCACAGGAGGAAUCAUUUCCUUUCUGCUGCUGAUCCGAGGUGGAUACUAUGCAAAGAGAGAAAGAAGAAUCAUAGAGAUCCUGCAGGCAGAGUUUGGACCCGAGGCUCUGAGAUACCUUGUGAUUCUCUCUCUGGAAGACGGAGAAGUGGCUGACACGCUGGACGACUCCCUGCUGGAGCUGAUUCACACGUGCGACGGAAGAUACUGCCGCCUCACGUCGUCGUCUGCAGCGGACAAGAUGCACGCGCUGCUCGAGGUGAUCGACAACAUGCUCGCCGGAGACGGCGCGACCGGCUACACCCAGGCCACGCUGGCCGAGGCGAGGAGAAGGGUCGCGGACGACUCGGCCAUGAAGAUGCUGCAGCGGAAGGUGCAGGAGGCGGAGGAGAGGGAGCGGGCUUUGGAGCAGCUGGUCCUGCAGCAAGAGGAGAGGAGAGCCAGAGAAAUGGAUGAGCUCAAGGCCGAGCAUGCUGAGGAGAGAAGGAAGGAGGCGGCCGAGAAAGAGCGGUACGAGGCCAAAAGAGAAAGUCUGGAGGAGGCAGUGAGGAGCCACAGGGACAUGUUGCAGCUCCACAUGAGCGCCACUGGUGACGACGAAACGAAGAAGAGGUCCGUCAUCCUGCUGGGUCUCUCCGGCAGUGGGAAGUCUUCCGCCCUGAACCUGAUUCUCGGGAGAGCGUGUAAUCGAUACUCUGUUGACGAGUCCAGCCUCGAAGCGCCCCGGCCGACCCUGGCCUGUGAGAGGAGGGCGGUGUUGGCGGCAGGGGGGCAGCUCGUCCUGGUGGACACCCCCGAGCUGUGGGACGAAGACGGGGCGGAGACUCCGGAGCUGGUCAAGGACUGCUUGGCUCUGGCCCUCCCGGGACCCCACGCCUUCCUGCUCGUGCUCCAGGUGGGACGCUUCACCCAGGGCGAGAGCGACAUGCUGGGGCGCCUGCAGAAGAUCUUCGGUCGGGACUUUUCAGAGCACGCCGUCGUUCUGUUUGUCCGCCUUGGCGGCGAGCAGCGCGGGCCUCAGCGGAUCAACGACUACGUGGCCGGAGCUCCCCCGGCCCUGCGGGACUUGGUGCGGAAGUGUGGCAGUCGUUAUUAUGAGCUUAGUGUCACAAAGUCCCAGAAUGCCCUGGGGUAUCCUCAGGUGAAAGACCUGCUCUCAGGAGUGAACAAACUGAUUGCCUCGCACGGGGGACGCUCCUACUCAGUGAGGAGAUUUUCUGAGCAGGAGCUGCAGGAAAGGAAGAAAGUGAUCGAGGAGAGUAAAGAGGGGAGGAUGGAAGUUAACUACUUAUUAAGAGAAACUUGAUUUCUAUAAUAUACAUGCAGACAAAUCCAAUGCAACAGCCCUGCAAUAAAUAUGACCUCUCUGAA
Messenger RNA from Scophthalmus maximus (turbot), 2221 nucleotides. RefSeq names its product GTPase IMAP family member 8-like. The transcript has 5 exons. Gene Ontology annotation, molecular function: GTP binding. The coding region runs from base 594 to 2156 and encodes 520 amino acids. The record is from RefSeq and is a predicted model, not a curated record. Lineage: Eukaryota; Metazoa; Chordata; Actinopteri; Pleuronectiformes; Scophthalmidae.